ACAUACAAAAGCAAGUGUAUAUAUUUAUCCUUCCCAAGCAUUCUUGUUUGUCCCACAUUCUCUCUUCAUCUCUCAGGAAAACCACAAAUCGUUGGGGUUUGUGGUAAACUGAGGAUUAUACCACAUUUGUUGACUCGGUCUUGGAUUCGACUUGCUUCUUUGACUCGGCCUAGAUCUGCUGUAAACCCCAAAAGAAGAAGUGCAAGACAGUUAUGGAAGGCCGACAACAUUGAUUAGGCCAUGAUGCUUAUCAUCAUGUUUUAAGUACAGAUGUCAUCGUAGAGUUUCAUGUAGCUUUCCUCUUCUUCCCCUUGUACAUGCAUAUAUGAAGAGAGGAGCAAAGACGCAGUUUAUAAUUUGUUUUGGGUUAUCAAGUUAAUCCAUCAAAAUCUUCUACAGCUAAGGAUGAAGGCACUAAUUCUUGUUGGAGGGUUUGGCACUAGAUUGAGACCAUUGACGCUGAGUGUGCCUAAGCCGCUCGUUGAUUUUGCUAACAAGCCUAUGAUUUUGCACCAGAUAGAAGCCCUCAAGGCUAUUGGAGUAACUGAAGUAGUCCUAGCCAUCAAUUAUCAGCCAGAGGUAAUGCUGAACUUUUUGAAAGAUUUUGAGGCAAAGCUUGAGAUUAAGAUCACAUGUUCGCAAGAGACUGAACCUCUUGGAACAGCCGGUCCCCUUGCCUUGGCUAGGGACAAGCUGAUAGAUAAAUCCGGAGAGCCAUUUUUCGUUCUCAAUAGUGAUGUUAUCAGUGAGUACCCACUGAAGGAGAUGAUCGAGUUCCAUAAAUCCCAUGGAGGCGAAGCUUCUAUUAUGGUAACUAAGGUGGAUGAGCCUUCAAAAUAUGGAGUUGUUGUUACAGAGGAAUCUACUGGAAAGGUUGAGAGGUUUGUCGAGAAGCCAAAGUUAUUCGUGGGUAACAAGAUCAAUGCUGGCAUUUACCUUCUGAACCCUUCAGUGCUUGAUCGUAUCCAGUUACGCCCCACAUCAAUAGAGAAGGAGGUUUUCCCCGAAAUUGCUGCUGAGAGAAAACUGUAUGCAAUGGUCUUGCCGGGUUUCUGGAUGGACAUCGGGCAGCCAAGGGAUUACAUCGCUGGUCUAAGACUCUACUUGGACUCCUUGAGGAAGAAUUCUUCUCCUAAAUUGGCCUCUGGAACUCACAUAAUCGGAAACGUCUUGGUGGAUGAAAGUGCAAAAAUCGGGGAGGGAUGCUUGAUUGGCCCUGACGUUGCAAUUGGCCCCGGUUGUGUGGUCGAGCCGGGUGUGAGGCUGUCUCGCUGCACAGUCAUGCGAGGAGUCCGCAUCAAGAAACACGCCUGCAUAUCAUCGAGUAUCAUUGGCUGGCAUUCGACUGUUGGUCAGUGGGCUCGGGUGGAGAACAUGACCAUCCUCGGAGAAGAUGUUCAUGUCUGCGACGAAAUUUACAGCAAUGGAGGAGUUGUUUUGCCUCACAAGGAGAUCAAGUCCAGCAUUUUGAAACCAGAGAUUGUAAUGUAAAGGUCUGCUGUUAACAACCGUGCCUAUUAAUUUAAAUUAUACUCUCUCUAUGAGUGUGUUCUUGUUGUUGAUCUCUCCUUUCCAGUUUUCAUUUGUAAUUGUAAAAGUUUGGUCUCUGAUGUGAAAUGUGUAAUCUUUUUGUCCAUAA
Messenger RNA from Salvia miltiorrhiza (redroot sage), 1639 nucleotides. Its product is annotated as mannose-1-phosphate guanylyltransferase 1. The record is from RefSeq and is a predicted model, not a curated record. The transcript is spliced from 5 exons. Bases 406 to 1491 code for a protein of 361 amino acids. Gene Ontology annotation, cellular component: cytoplasm. NCBI's taxonomy places the organism in Eukaryota, Viridiplantae, Streptophyta, Magnoliopsida, Lamiales, Lamiaceae. Gene Ontology annotation, biological process: cell wall mannoprotein biosynthetic process; GDP-mannose biosynthetic process. Gene Ontology annotation, molecular function: GTP binding; mannose-1-phosphate guanylyltransferase (GTP) activity.